UUUCCCUUUCCAGGUCUGACUUCUCAGAGGAUGAGGCGGUCUGCGUUCUUUGGUUGGGCUGCGGUUGCCGGGUGACCGGUCACUGCUGGGACCAUGUGAGUGCGAGCUGCUUCGACAACUGGUUAGUUUGCGACGCUGUGGGUGACCUUCGAACGGACAGGGUCAGUGGGUGGAAAGUUGUGUGCUCUGUGACGAGGCGCCGCCGCCGCCGCCGCGGUCCUUCUGAAGGAGCAGCGAACCCGGUGGUCAGCUGGGCCCGCAAGGCCGAAGCCCGAGCUGGGCUGAGGGUUCCGGGUCGCGGCCAGCGCGCGCUGGCAGGUGGCGGGAUCUGGUCUGGCCUCUCCCAGAGUAUCAGAAUGGCAGAAACGACUUCACCAUUGAAGCAUUUUGUGCUGGCAAAGAAGGCAAUUACUGCAAUCUUUGGCCAGUUACUGGAGUUUGUUACUGAAGGAUCAUAUUUUGUUGAAGCAACAUAUAGGAAUCCUGAACUUGAUAGAAUAGCCACUGAGGAUGAUCUGGUAGAAAUACAGGGCUAUAAAAACAAGCUUUCUAUCAUCGGCGAAGUUCUAUCUCGGAGACACAUGAAAGUGGCAUUUUUUGGCAGGACAAGCAGUGGAAAAAGCUCUGUUAUCAAUGCAAUGUUAUGGGAUAAAGUUCUACCAAGUGGAAUUGGCCAUACAACCAAUUGCUUCCUGAGCGUUGAAGGAACUGAUGGAGAUAAAGCCUAUCUUAUGACAGAAGGAUCAGAUGAAAAGAAGAGUGUGAAGACAGUUAAUCAGCUGGCCCAUGCUCUCCAUAUGGACAAAGAUUUGAAAGCUGGCUGUCUUGUACAUGUCUUUUGGCCAAAAGCAAAAUGUGCCCUCCUGAGAGAUGACCUGGUUUUGGUAGACAGUCCAGGCACAGAUGUCACUACAGAGCUGGAUAGCUGGAUUGAUAAAUUUUGCCUAGAUGCUGAUGUCUUCGUUUUGGUUGCAAACUCUGAAUCAACACUAAUGAACACGGAGAAACAUUUUUUUCACAAGGUGAAUGAGCGGCUUUCAAAGCCUAAUAUUUUCAUUCUGAAUAACCGUUGGGAUGCUUCUGCAUCAGAGCCAGAAUAUAUGGAAGAUGUACGCAGACAACAUAUGGAAAGAUGCCUGCAUUUCUUAGUAGAGGAGCUCAAAGUUGUUAGUCCUUCAGAAGCACGGAAUCGUAUCUUCUUUGUUUCAGCAAAGGAAGUUCUUAGUGCUAGAAAACACAAAGUACAAGGAAUGCCAGAAGGUGGUGGGGCACUUGCUGAAGGAUUUCAGGCAAGAUUACAGGAGUUUCAGAAUUUUGAACAAAUUUUUGAGGAGUGUAUCUCGCAGUCAGCAGUGAAAACAAAGUUUGAACAGCACACUAUCAGAGCUAAACAGAUACUAGAUACUGUGAAAAACAUAAUGGAUUCAAUAAACGUGGCAGCAGCAGAGAAAAGGGUUUAUUCAAUGGAAGAGAGGGAAGACCAGAUUGAUAGAUUGGACUUUAUCCGGAAUCAGAUGAACCUUUUAACAUUAGAUGUUAAGAAAAAAAUAAAGGAAGUUACUGAAGAGGUGGCAAACAAGGUUUCUUGUGCAAUGACAGAUGAAAUUUGUCGAUUGUCGGUAUUGGUUGAUGAAUUUUGUUCUGAGUUUCAUCCUACUCCAAGUGUAUUGAAAGUGUAUAAAAGUGAAUUAAAUAAGCACAUAGAAGAUGGUAUGGGAAGAAAUUUAGCAGAUCGGUGUACCAGUGAAGUCAAUGCUUCAAUGCUUCAAUCCCAGCAAGAAAUUAUUGAAAAUUUGAAACCAUUACUUCCAGCUGGCAUACAAAAUAAGCUUCAUACACUGAUCCCUUGCAAGAAGUUUGAUCUCAGUUAUGACUUAAAUUGCCACAAGUUAUGUUCAGAUUUUCAAGAGGAUAUUGUAUUUCAUUUUUCCCUGGGCUGGUCUUCCCUUGUUUACCGAUUCUUGGGCCCUACAAAUGCUCAGAGGGUGCUGCUUGGAUUGUCAGAGCCGAUAUUUCAGCUUCCUAGAUCUUUAGCUUCAACUCCCACUGCUCCUGCCAAUCCAGGAACAGCAGACAAUGCAGCACAAGAGGAGCUCAUGAUCACCUUAAUAACAGGAUUAGCUUCUCUUACAUCUAGAACUUCUGUGGGAAUCAUAGUUGUUGGAGGAGUGAUUUGGAAAACUAUAGGCUGGAAACUCAUAUCUGUUUCACUAAGCAUGUAUGGAGCUUUGUAUCUUUAUGAGAGGCUGACAUGGACUACCCGUGCCAAGGAGAGAGCCUUUAAACAGCAGUUUGUGAACUAUGCAACUGAAAAACUACAGAUGAUAGUUAGCUUCACCAGUGCAAACUGCAGCCACCAAGUACAGCAAGAAAUGGCCACUACUUUUGCCCGCCUGUGCCAACAAGUUGAUAUUACCCAAAGACAUCUGGAAGAAGAAAUUGCAAGAUUAUCCAAAGAAAUAGAUCAGUUGGAAAAAAUACAAAACAAUUCAAAGUACUUAAGAAACAAAGCUGUUCAACUUGAAAAUGAGCUGGAAAAUUUUACUAAGCAGUUUCUACAUUCAUGCAAUGAAGAAUCUUAAUAGAAGAAAUUGUUUGGUGACUAUCCUAAGAGGAAACGGGACUAGAAGAUUGAGAAAGUUUUGGGGAUUUUUGUGUUUGUUUGUUUUUUUUUGAAUGAAGUAAUCAGUAUGGAUUAUACUAACCAAAUAGCAAAUCUCUGUAUAGAUUUUAGAAAUGAUCUCAGAGUGUUUGCACAUUUUCAAAGGUGUUAUAUGUUCUUAGUUUUAAUUUGGGACAAAAACUAAAUUGUUUGUGUUAAAUGAUUAAUUAGUUAAAGGCAACAGAACCAACUAUGUGACCCCUGAGGGGUGGGUCCUUGAGCUCUUAGUUAGGGCUUUGUUUUUGAUUCUGAAAAACUCUGCUUCCUGGCAUCCAGGAGUUAGAGAAUCAUCUUUUCAUCUUCUCAAAACUAGUUUUUGAUGCCUUCUUUAAUGGAAAUAGGAAGUUUCUUAUGUAUUACAAGUUGCAUUGCUCUAACCACCAGAGAGUGUAGAAUGUUCUUUAGUGUACUAUUUAUACAAGUUACAAGCAUUUUGCCAUCAUGGCAAGUAUGUAAACCCCUAAUAUGCUGUUUUUAGCCUUUUAUUCCCAUUAAAACUGAUAUAACACAGUA
Molecule: messenger RNA, 3175 nt
Organism: Dipodomys spectabilis (banner-tailed kangaroo rat)
Lineage: Eukaryota; Metazoa; Chordata; Mammalia; Rodentia; Heteromyidae
Gene: Mfn1
Product: mitofusin 1
Exons: 18
Coding region: 357-2582 (741 amino acids)
Biological process (GO): mitochondrion localization; mitochondrial fusion
Cellular component (GO): mitochondrial outer membrane
Molecular function (GO): GTPase activity; GTP binding
Source: RefSeq, a predicted model, not a curated record